Molecule: messenger RNA, 1968 nt
Organism: Trichosurus vulpecula (common brushtail)
Lineage: Eukaryota; Metazoa; Chordata; Mammalia; Diprotodontia; Phalangeridae
Product: keratin, type II cytoskeletal 3-like
Exons: 9
Coding region: 1-1968 (655 amino acids)
Biological process (GO): keratinization; intermediate filament organization
Cellular component (GO): keratin filament
Molecular function (GO): structural constituent of skin epidermis
Source: RefSeq, a predicted model, not a curated record
AUGAGCCGCCAAGUCAGUUAUAGCCAACAAUCUUGUAGGACUUCCAGCGGAGGGCAGCGCCAGGGAUUCAGCGGCCGAUCUGCUGUGGUCUCCAGCAAGAGCCGAAUCAGCUCUGGCAAGUCGACAUCCGCCUCCCGAUGUGGAGGAGGUGGUGGCAGUGGUGGCUCCUCAGCCUGUGCCAUGAGGGGCUUGGGUUUUGGCAGCAGAAGCCUGUACUCCCUUGGGGGGAACAAGAAGAUCUCGUAUAGUGUAGCUGGGGGUAGCUACCAGGCUGGGGGCUUUGGUGGUGGCCGAAGUUGCGGCUUUGGGGGGAGUGGGUUUGGAGCUGGUGGCUUUGGAGGGGGAGCUGGUAGCUUUGGAGGGGGAGCUGGUGGUUUUAGAGGGGGAGCUGGUGGCUUUGGAGGGGGAGCUGGUGGCUUUGGAGGGGGAGCUGGUGGUUUUAGAGGGGGAGCUGGUGGCUUUGGAGGAGGAGUUGGUGGGUUUGGUGGCCCUGGUGGCUUUGGUGGCCCUGGUGGUUUUGGUGGCUCCAGUGGUCCUGGUGGUUUCCCUGGUGGCAUCCAUGAAGUGACUGUCAACCAGAGUCUCCUAAAGCCCCUCAAUGUGGAGAUUGACCCCCAAAUUGGGCAGGUGAAGACCCAGGAGAAGGAGCAAAUCAAAACCCUCAACAACAAAUUUGCUGCCUUUAUUGACAAGGUCCGGUUCCUGGAACAACAGAACCAAGUCCUAGAGACCAAGUGGCAGCUGCUGCAGGACCACGGCUCCGCCUCUAGCUCCAACACCCAGAACCUGGAUCCCUUCUUUGAGAAUUACAUCAGCAGCCUCAGGUCCCACCUGGAUGGGCUGGUUAAUGAGAAAAACAAGCUGAAUGGGGAGUUGUGCAGCAUGGAGGAGCUGGUUGAGGACUUCAAGAAGAAGUAUGAAGAUGAAAUCAACAAACGCACUGCUGCUGAGAAUGACUUUGUGAUUCUUAAGAAGGAUGUAGAUGCUGCCUACAUGAACAAAGUGGAGCUGGAGGCCAGAGACAACAACCUGCUGGAUGAGAUUAACUUCCUAAAGGCCUUGUACGAUGCAGAGCUGUCCCAGAUGCAGUCAGACACCAGCGACACCUCUGUGGUCCUGUCCAUGGACAACAACCGAUGCCUGGACCUGGAUAGCAUCAUUGCUGAAGUCCAAGCACAAUAUGAAGAGAUCGCCCAGAGGAGCAAAGCUGAGACUGUGGCCCUGUACCAGAGUAAACUGGGAGAGCUGGAAAACACAGCUGGCAGGCAUGGGGAUGACCUGAAAAACAUCAAGAGUGAGAUCUCUGAGCUCAACAGGAUGAUCCAGAGGCUUCGAGCUGAAAUUGAGAAUGUCAAGAAGCAGAACGCCAACCUUCAAGCAGCUAUUGCCGAUGCUGAGCAGCGUGGGGAGAUGGCUCUCAAAGAUGCCAAUGCCAAGGUGGUGGAACUAAAGGCUGCCCUGCAGCAGGCCAAGGAUGACCUGGCCCGACUACUUCGCGAUUAUCAGGAGCUCAUGACAGUCAAACUAGCCCUGGACAUGGAGAUUGCCACCUACAGGAAGCUGCUGGAGGGAGAGGAAUGCAGGAUGUCUGGAGAGUGCCCGAACACUGUGAGCAUUGAAAUGGUCCAUAGCAGCAGCAGCAGUAGUGGCGUCUCCAUGGGAGGAGGAGCUGAUGGACGUGGCCGAAGUAGCACCAGUGGGGGCAGUUAUGGCCGUGGGGGGACGGGCAACAAGGGGAUGGGCAGCGGGGGCAGUUAUGGUAGUGGGGGGAUAGGCAACAAGGGAAUGGGCAGUGGGGGCCAUGGUGGCAGUUCCAGUGGAGGCUUGAGCUCUGGCGGGAGCUGUAGUGUUGGAGGUGGGUACUCUAGCCAAUCUGGAGGCUCUGGGGUUCUCAGUGGGGGUGGUAGCAGCUCUAUCCAAGUCUCACAGAGCUCUACCCGGAGCCAGAGGUCCAACAACAAAUUUUAA